Molecule: messenger RNA, 2576 nt
Organism: Drosophila guanche
Lineage: Eukaryota; Metazoa; Arthropoda; Insecta; Diptera; Drosophilidae
Exons: 6
Coding region: 540-2405 (621 amino acids)
Cellular component (GO): membrane
Source: RefSeq, a predicted model, not a curated record
CUUGCUCAGUCACUAACGAAAGCGCCAAGCGGCCGCAACGCAAGCAGAGAGCUCUCCUACAAACGGCUAACGGUACUGUGAGUGGAUGUGAAUCGUUUCGUUUCGUUUCGUUUCAUCUCCGUCUCCGUCUCGCGUUUUUCUUUUCGGCUAUCCACCGAUUACUAUUUUUUGUUGUUGUUGCUGUUUCAUUGAUCGUCUCGUCGCAGCAUCCAAUCUACCAAUAUCGUGCACCUGUGUGAGGUGUGUGUGUGUCUUUUUUUUGUGUUUGUGUGUGCGUUGUAGUGAAAUGGAAUUUGUUGAAUGUUAAUUGCACGCAGCAGGCUGCCGGCAAACCACCAGCAACAGCAUUAGCACCAGCACCAGCACCAGCACCAGCCGAAGCUCAGCAGGAGAAAAUCGUUGAUAAAUAGACAAUAACACAAAACAAAGGCCAGAGACGCCGCUUCAAUUAGCCUUGUCGAUGACCCAGUGACACGCUCAUCAGCAGCCUUAGCCCAAGCCCAGCAUCCUUAGCGCGCGAAGAGCCCGAGAGAGCAGAGAUGACAGAGACAAGCAGCCAGCAGGUGGGAGGCUCUGGCCCGGUCGCUGAUUUCAAUGGCCGCCACUCGGCCUCGCCGGCACGCACCAUUGACUCGCACGACUCCACCACGGGCAGCAUGGACACCAUUGUGGAUCGCAGCCUGAACCGCGAGGAGCUGCUGCAGGUGGCCAGCAGCAACAUCGAGCAGAGCACCAACACCAGCAACAGCCACAUGGGGGCAAGCGGCAGCUUGACCAACUCACAGAUUGGCAUUCUGCAGCGAGAACAGCAGCAGCAGCAGCAGCAGGAGCAGGAGCAGGCACGACAGGAUGCCCAGAGUCACAUCUAUUCAAGCCCCGUGUACGAUGAGAAGCCGCAGCCAUUGAAGCUGUCGGGCGCCUCGCUGCUCGCCGCUGCCAUGGAUAUGGAUGCGGCCCAGGCCAAGACCAACAGCCAGAGCCUGGACGAGGCCAAGAAGCCGAAACUCAUUUCGCAUCAGGAAUUCAAGCAGCAGCUGGAGGAGGCCAUGGCCACGCGACAUCCGUCGGCCAAUCAGGCGGCAACUCUCAACGCCAACACCAUCGAUUCGCGGAUCAGCAAGAAGCAGCGCUGCCCGCCGGAGUUCAUCAAGUACAAGGGUGGGUCCGGGGGCAGCGAUGGCGGCGGCAGUGCCAGCUCCACGCUGUCGGCAAAGGCGCGACGCAAGCGACGGGCAAGCAAUGAAUGCUGCUCGGCCUUCCCGCUCCAGAUCGUGCUCGGAACGUUGCAGCUCGUUCUGGCCAUCUCCCUGGUGGCGCUUGGCUCGCUGCUGAUUGUGCGCGAGGCGGCCCUGUCGAUGGCCGGCUGUGGCGUCUGGACGGGCCUGAUUGCGGCCGUCACUGGAUCCCUGGGCGUGGUCAGCAUGCGGAAGACGCAGACGGCAUUUCUGGCUCUCAGUUUGGUCUGCAUUGCCAGCAGCACGCUGGCGCUGGCCAUUUCGGGCGUGGGCCUCUCGCGGGAUCUCAACCGCAUGGCCGAGCAGAAGGGCGAGCAGUUCGACCUGAUGAAUGCCAAUAGUGAAGUUUCCGCUGCCUGUGGCUUGAUAUUCACCUUGUUUUUACACUUUGUGGUCAGCAUUGUGUCUGUCUACCGUUGUGCCUUGCAGAUUUGCACCAAAUCGGAGCACAGUGAGCUACGCGACGUAAUCAUCAAGUCGAAGGCCUCGGGCAUAGCCCUGGAUCAACAAAAGGUGGACCAGUACAUCAAGGCCAUGUCCCUCAAUGGCAGUGAAAAGGCCAACACCGAGAAGCUGGCGGCCAUGUGGAUGUAUGCCACGCAGAUGGGUAGUCUGCCGCCUCCUUCGGUGCGCAAGCUGACGCCUCCCUCCCGUCCCAUAAUGCUCAUUCCCUCCGCCGCUGGAAGUGGCCUGCCACCGCCGCCGCCAACACGCCUGCCCCCACCACCACCUGGCACUGGAGCGGGUCUGCUGUUGCCGGUGCCUCCGCUGGCGGGGCACUAUCGGGGCAUGACGCUGCCGUACAUGCGACCUGGACCCGGUGGUUCCGUGAUCUACGCCCAUCCGGCCAGCCUGAGCGGCACCUACCGCACCCACAAGAGCACCAAGUCCGCGGAGCUGAAUGGCCAGCGCAGGCGCCGCCGGGCAGGCAAAUCGGAUGCCAAUCGCCGCCAGCGACGCAAGUCCGAGGCGGAUGUGCUCGAGGGAUCGGCCAACUUUCAGUACACGGGCCUCGAUCGGGCCAUAGCUGACAGCUUUCUGGCCCGCCAGGAGCAGUCACAGGCCGGCAGUCACAUCGAUUACUCCUCGUCGGCGUCCUCGGAACUGUACGGUGGCGGGCAGCGCGCCUCCUCCAAGACGAAGAUUGUCUGUCGCGAUGUGGUGAUGUGAGGGGAGUCCCCUCCUCUAUCUUCUUUGUACAUAUAUGCGUAGUCGCUGGCCGAGGAAGGAGCCGCCUGCCUUCAGCGCUAAAAAGUUUUCAUUUGGAACUUUCCAUUAACAAACUUUUGUCCCCUUUCCCGUUCCCGUAUUAGCGUUAAGCACUUCAUCUUUAUAUACAUA